Penicillium macrosclerotiorum is the source of this 1209-nucleotide messenger RNA. RefSeq lists its product as uncharacterized. NCBI's taxonomy places the organism in Eukaryota, Fungi, Ascomycota, Eurotiomycetes, Eurotiales, Aspergillaceae. The record is from RefSeq and is a predicted model, not a curated record. Bases 1 to 1209 code for a protein of 402 amino acids. The transcript has 4 exons.
AUGGCCCCCGCAGCUGUAUUCAACCCCCCUUCUGCCACACUUCCUGGCAAACCAUCUGUGCCAGAAUGGGUCCCCCCACCAGUCACACAAGAGAAACACAACUUUGCUACGUUGAAAUCUAUCGAUCUUUCCUUGCUCGAUUCGGAAGACCCAGAAGUUGUACAAGAUCUUAUUCAGCAAGUGAAGAUUGCUAUUAGAGACGAUGGCUUCUUAUUCCUUGAAAACUACGGUGUUUCUCUGGAGCAGCUUCACCGCCAAUUCUCGCUAGCGCAGUAUAUGUAUCAGAAUAUCAGCGAAGAAGAUAAAGAGCGUCUUCUUUUCGACCCAGAUACGACCGGAGUGUGGUCCGGCUACAAGCAUCCAUACGGCUUUAAGCGUCAUCGCGGGCCCGCCGAUGGAAUUGAGCAAUUCAACUGGUAUAAACCCGACUGGGAGAACAUCGACCGCGUGCCUAAAUGCCUUCACCCAUUCAUGGAUGAGAUCGAAAGCUUCUGUAAUUAUUUGACAAAAAGCGUUAACAAGCGCCUUCUUACACUGUUUUCUCGGGUUCUUGAGCUGCCUGACGACUAUCUGUGGGACAAUGUUCAAUCGCAUGGUAGCCCAACUGGCGAGGGUUAUUUCCGUCAUGCUCUCUUUCGUCCGGUGAAGAAGCAAACCGAGGAGGCAUCCAAGGGCCUCCGCAUGCAUGGUCACACAGACUUUGGGCUUACUACUUUGCUAUUUUCUGUUCCAAUCUCCUGCCUUCAAAUCUGGGGGCGGGAUGAAAAGUGGUACUACGUGCCUUACAAGCCUGGAGCACUGGUUAUUAACAUUGGUGAUACUUUGGAGAUUGUUUCAGGUGGCCACUUUAAGGCUACGCGUCAUCGUGUCUUCAAGCCGCCUGUGGACCAAUUGAAUGAGGAGCGUUUGUCCUUGGUUCUUUUCAACAGCUCCCUAGGUGACAUGCGCAUGACCCCUGCAAAAGAAUCUCCUCUUAUUCAGCGAGAGGGAUGCAUCGAGGAACAAGGGGUAUAUAAGGAGUUCAAGAGGCUAACGUCGGAGGGAAGAGUUGUUCCAACUAAUCGUCAAUGGCGUGAGAUUCAGAUAGCCACUUGCACUGAUCCCACCGAUACUGUCAAUAAUCGGGUUGGAGCUCACCAGGUCAUGAUUGAUGGCAAGAUUAUGCAUCAAAGAGAGUACAUGGGUGUUAAAGUUGUGCUGCCGGUUUAG